CUUCACAAUCACACAGUAAAAAAACAGACAAGAGAGUGAGAAAGAAACUGAAGAGAAAGAAAGAGAGGAGAAUGGAGAGAAGCGCCGUCUUUGGUGGUCUGCAACCAAAUUACCUUCUUUACCCCUCACCCAACUCUUCAUCCCUUCCUUUCUCAGACCACCGCGCUAGACUUCCAAAUUUCUCUCCUCCUCCCUCUCUGUCUCUCAAGAUACAUAAGCAGGUUUCUUCUUGUUUUAAAGCUGUGUCUCCUUUUAAGCGUGGAGCUGCGUUUUCUGAUACACACAGUGACACAUUUGAAUUAGCUGACAUAGACUGGGAUGACCUUGGAUUUGCAUACGUUCCCACUGAUUAUAUGUAUUCAAUGAAAUGCACUAAAGGUGGAAACUUUUCCAAAGGUGAAUUACAGAGAUAUGGAAACAUUGAACUGAACCCUUCUGCUGGCGUCUUAAAUUAUGGCCAGGGAUUGUUUGAAGGUCUGAAAGCCUACAGGAAAGAAGAUGGUAACCUUCUUCUAUUUCGUCCUGAGGAAAAUGCUAUGCGGAUGAUAAUGGGUGCAGAGAGGAUGUGCAUGCCAUCACCGACAAUUGAUCAGUUUGUGGAUGCAGUAAAAGCAACUGUUUUAGCAAACAAACGUUGGGUUCCUCCUCCAGGUAAAGGUUCCUUAUAUAUCAGACCAUUGCUAAUGGGGAGUGGAGCUGUUCUUGGUCUUGCACCUGCUCCUGAGUAUACCUUUCUCAUUUAUGUUUCACCGGUGGGGAACUAUUUUAAGGAAGGUGUGGCACCAAUUCAUUUAAUUGUGGAGCAUGAACUUCAUCGAGCAACUCCUGGUGGCACUGGAGGUGUGAAGACUAUAGGGAAUUAUGCUGCGGUUCUCAAGGCACAAUCUGCUGCAAAAGCCAGAGGUUUUUCUGACGUUUUAUAUCUUGAUUGUGUACAUAAAAAGUAUCUAGAAGAGGUUUCCUCUUGCAACAUUUUUGUUGUGAAGGGUAACAGCAUCUCCACUCCUGCAAUAAAAGGGACAAUCCUACCAGGAAUUACAAGGAAGAGCAUAAUUGAUGUUGCUCGAAGCCAAGGAUUUCAGGUUGAGGAACGGCUUGUGACAGUAGAUGAAUUGCUUGAUGCUGAUGAGGUUUUUUGUACCGGAACAGCUGUUGUUGUGUCACCUGUGGGAAGCAUCACCUACAAGGGUAAAAGGGUGUCUUAUGGCGUAGAAGGUUUUGGUGCUGUCUCGCAACAACUCUAUAGUGUGCUAACCAAGCUACAGAUGGGCCUUAUAGAGGACAAGAUGAAUUGGACUGUGGAGCUGAGUUAGGCGUACUGCAGUGAUCGAAUUGGUAGAGGUAGCACAAACCGUAUCCAUUUUCUGGCAGUUCAAGAGGUGUCAACUUAGUCUGCUUUUUUCUUGGUUACAUGUAGAUAGGUUUUCCAGAUUGUUGUUUAGUACUUUUUUCCAUCACAACGUGUGACAGGAUAGUUGUGUCUUCAAACGUCUGGAGUUAUAUUCGAUUGAUAACUGUAUUCAGGGUAAUAAUGAAGGUGUUCCUGGAUAGUAUUGUCAGCCUGAGCUAAUUUCCACCAUGUUGCAUGGUUAGCUCAUUUCUUUAAAGAAUUUUCAUGCUUCUGCUGUCAAUUCAUGAUAUAGAAAUCUGACUGUUUACCAAA
Molecule: messenger RNA, 1663 nt
Organism: Populus trichocarpa (black cottonwood)
Lineage: Eukaryota; Viridiplantae; Streptophyta; Magnoliopsida; Malpighiales; Salicaceae
Product: branched-chain amino acid aminotransferase 2, chloroplastic
Exons: 11
Coding region: 72-1313 (413 amino acids)
Biological process (GO): branched-chain amino acid metabolic process
Cellular component (GO): chloroplast
Molecular function (GO): branched-chain-amino-acid:2-oxoglutarate transaminase activity
Source: RefSeq, a predicted model, not a curated record